Manis pentadactyla (Chinese pangolin) is the source of this 11010-nucleotide messenger RNA. It is a transcript of the gene METTL16, whose product is annotated as methyltransferase 16, RNA N6-adenosine. The transcript is spliced from 10 exons. Lineage: Eukaryota; Metazoa; Chordata; Mammalia; Pholidota; Manidae. Gene Ontology annotation, molecular function: 23S rRNA (adenine(1618)-N(6))-methyltransferase activity. Gene Ontology annotation, cellular component: nucleus. The coding region runs from base 140 to 1819 and encodes 559 amino acids. The record is from RefSeq and is a predicted model, not a curated record. Gene Ontology annotation, biological process: rRNA base methylation.
GAUGGCUGCCCAAGAUGGCGGCGCGCUGGGAGCGUAUCAUCUGCGUUUCUAGGAGCUUCACGCUGCGGGUUGCUUAAGAUUUUGGGGCUUUAGAGCCCCAUUGUAGCUCGGUCAUCUGGCGGGAAGUUUGACCUCGGAGAUGGCUCUGAGUAAAUCAAUGCAUGCAAGAAAUAGAUACAAGGACAAACCUCCUGACUUUGCAUAUCUGGCAUCCAAAUAUCCAGAUUUUAAGCAGCAUGUUCAGAUAAAUCUGAAUGGAAGAGUGAGUCUUAAUUUUAAAGACCCUGAAGCAGUCAGAGCUCUGACUUGUACUCUCCUAAGGGAAGAUUUUGGACUUUCUAUUGAUAUUCCAUUAGAGAGACUAAUUCCCACAGUUCCCUUAAGACUCAACUAUAUUCAUUGGGUUGAAGAUCUGAUUGGUCAUCAGGACUCUGACAAAAGUACUCUCCGAAGAGGAAUUGACAUAGGUACUGGGGCAUCCUGCAUCUAUCCUUUACUUGGAACAACUUUAAAUGGCUGGUAUUUUCUUGCAACAGAAGUAGAUGAUAUGUGUUUUAACUAUGCAAAGAAAAAUGUGGAGCAGAAUAAUUUAUCUGAUCUUAUAAAAGUGGUAAAAGUACCACAGAAGACACUCCUGAUGGAUGCUCUUAAAGAAGAAUCUGAGAUAAUCUAUGACUUUUGCAUGUGCAACCCUCCUUUUUUCGCCAAUCAGUUGGAAGCCAAGGGAGUAAACUCUCGAAAUGCUCGAAGACCUCCACCUAGUUCUGUAAAUACAGGAGGUAUCACAGAGAUCAUGGCAGAAGGAGGUGAAUUAGAGUUUGUUAAAAGGAUCAUCCAUGACAGUUUACAACUUAAAAAAAGACUAAGGUGGUAUAGCUGUAUGCUGGGAAAGAAAUGCAGCCUGGCUCCUCUGAAGGAAGAACUUCGCGUACAAGGGGUUCCUAAAGUCACCUACACUGAAUUCUGUCAAGGUCGGACAAUGAGAUGGGCUUUAGCUUGGAGUUUUUAUGAUGAUGUAACAGUACCAUCACCACCAAGCAAGCGAAGAAAAUUAGAGAAGCCAAGGAAACCCAUUACAUUUGUAGUUUUGGAGUCUGUGAUAAAAGAAUUGUCCCUUAAAGCAUCAUCUUUGGGCUCUGAGACAGUGGAAGGCAUAGUAGUUGUGACAAUGUGGAUUGAAAAAAUUCUCACCGAUCUGAAGGUGCAGCAUAAACGAGUACCAUGUGGAAAGGAGGAAAUUAGCCUUUUCCUAACAGCCAUAGAAAACUCCUGGAUUCAUUUAAGGAGAAAGAAAAGAGAACGAGUGAGACAACUGAGAGAAGUUCCCCGAGCUCCUGAGGAUGUCAUCCAGGCCUUGGAAGAGAAAAAGUUCACCCCCAAAGAGUCUGGCAGUGACCAAGAUUUGGCCCAGGGCCCCCAGGAGAGUGGUCUGUGUGGGCCUGCUCUACCGGAAAGCGAGUCUACCACCGCUGAGGGCCACUGCCCAAACCAGGAUUCACUUUCCCGGCAAGAGGAACCCAUGGAGGGGGAAAGGAGUGAGGAAAAGGGAGGGAUGGAGGUUUUGGAAAGUUGUAAAGGCUCGAGCAAUGGGGCCCAGGACCAAGAGGCUUCUGAUCAGUUCAGCAGCCCAGUGUCUGAAAAAGGGAACCAUUUCCAAGGAAUGACUGGACAUUACCUAUUCAAGUGUUUGAUAAAUGUAAAGAAGGAGGUAGAUGACGCCUUAGUUGAAAUGCAUUGGGUUGAGGGCCAGAACAGGGAUUUAAUGAACCAGCUUUGUACCUAUAUACGUAACCAAAUUUUUAGGCUUGUUGCUAGUUAACCCCAAACUUUAUGCAGUUGGGAACAUCUCUCUAAAUUAGCUUGCUUUGGAGUAGCCUGUGGGUGGCAAGAGGAAUUCCACUAUUGGCCCAUGGGUAACAUACCGAAUCAUCUUCAAAAAAAAAAAAAAAAAAGGAAACAAAUUAAUCUACUUUUAAAUCCUCCCCCCCCCCACCCCGCCCCUUUUUUAAACUUCACAAGGCAUUAGUAUGGUAGUUCAAGAGAAUGAAUUGUGGUUAUCAGCAUCAAUACGGAGCCAUUAGUAGACUCAUGAGGGAUUUAAACAUGACGUAGGCUGAUCACCUUAGCUUUAGGCCAGUUCCCUGAGGCCAAAGGGUUAUUUUUGUCUGGUUGGGUCAGAACUGCACAGAAUAUCAUGCUCUCUGUCACCCUCAGUUGCUCUUGAGGAGGGAUGGCUCUCCUUUCCUCCGAAUGGAGGCAGUGCCCCUGUGUCCUCUUCUAAAGUCACCUUCAAGACUGAAGACAUCCUCAUGGGAAUGUAUGAUUGAUUACUGCUUCAUCAACCCUGAAAAAGGCACUGGCCUAAUAGUAGGUGGCGGGAGAGUCAGGGAGAGAGAGCUUAGUAAUGCCCGGAAGACAGGCAGAUGUGGGGAAUGCCUGGAAACAUCACAUCCUGACUCAUGUCUGUUUUGAUGUUGCUUAUUUCAGAAACAGAAUUAGGUAAGCAAAACUCCCAGAUGUGACGAAGGCACAGUGGAAUGAAGCCAUAUCCCUACCUCCAACCUGUUUUUUAGCAGUUUUACUGGUAUUUGCUUUUUGUUUCAACAUUUGAAGUGGAGCUUUGGUUUGUUUUUAAUAUAGGAAUAUUCAGAAUUAAAAAGUGUCAAUCCUGUUUGAAUCCUGGGAUUGGGGGAAAUAUUUUCUUGACUUUGAGUGAGUAAAUGAUUGGAAUAAGAAACAAAGCAAGGAAGUUAAUGUAGGUUGCUUAAGAAAGUGUCAUCUGUUGACAGAUAAGUUGUAGCUGAUCAGAUAGUGCUUUUUGUGGGUUCCCUUGUAACUCCCUCUGUGCUCACCUGGUUACACUGGAGAAUUCUUGAGUCUGGGCUAACCAUGUUCUGAAAACAUCUUUCUAAUUGGAAUGUCAGGGCUCUGCAGAAAUGUGUCUCUAUGGAAAAGGAGUCUCUUCUUUUGUUUUUUUGGUUUCUCAGUUACCCUCUGCUUGACUUUCACAGCCUAAUUUUACCCCAGCAACAUAAGGUUCUGUUUACACUGAGAUUUUUGAGGAUUGUUUCAGAGCUGCUUGCCAUCUUCAAAGAAGACUGGGACUGGGUAGCUAAGCCACUCUUCUGAAAGGUGGCUGUUGGUUAGGGCAGAAAACUGAUGGCUUUAGCGUAUCUUGGCAGUACCUAGACCAGGCCCUCAGCAUAGGAAAUGAAAAUAGGACCCUAUUACACACAGAGCUGCAGAAGAGAAAAUAUUAACCAGUGUUAACUUGGCCAAUCCAUAGACGCUCUAGAGAAUGCAUAAACUCCCUGGGUUAUUUCCAGAAGCUCUGUAAACAUAAUGUAUUGUGUCUUUUGUCUUUGCUUUUGUUUUUUUCUGGACAGAAGGGUCCAUGACUUAGGAAAGAGGGGUCAGUGACCUGCAGAGGAUCAGGAAUUGCUCUUCUAGCCCAGCCUCUCAUUUGACAGAAUGAGGAAACCAAUGCCCAGAGUUACAGAGAGCCGAGAUCCAGUCCAGGGCCUUGGGUUCCCUCAGCCCAUGGUUCCUGUCCUGUGCCCACCCACACUGUCCUGCUGUAGUUAUUUCUGAUGACAUUUGAAUCAUAUGCUGGACCCAAACCUAAUUUCUGUCUUGAUAGAAUUUUAGGAUAAUUGAGUUAAAUGGCAACUAUUCAUUUGAUGAGUGGUCACUAAGUAUAUAUUAUUUUCUUGUUUGUUUCAUCAUUGAAGAAUAGACAUUAUGCGUUAAAGAUUUGGAAUAAAUGUAAGUAGAAAAGAGCCACAAAAUCACCGCCAGUGUCAGUCUUCUUAAACACAUCCACUUGUCAGUGUUCCAUGUUUCCUUCUAGCCGCUUUCUGUCAGUCAGGUGGGCGAGUGUGGGUUCGACUUGGAUUGUUCUCAUGCUGGGUAUUCAGUUUCAUGUUGUACUACAUCUUAACAUCUUGUAUUUUGCCGUGUUACACAGUAGUACUUAAACUCUUUGUCUGUGCACAGCAUAUUUCAGGCAAGUAUUAGCCUUUGCUUAAGUUCUAGUACUUAGAGAUCCCCAGAGAAUACUCUGUGUAACUGGAGGCACAAAAGAUGUGUCUUGUGGCUGUGUGUGUUUCAGUGCCCCACCUUUAAAUUAAGGCCUGGUGUCCGGGAGAGGUUGUAGGUGUUAAGCUGAUGCUCUUAGAAUUUAAAAGCUGUUUGAUGAGGGAAGCUUCUGCUGCUAGAGUUGCGAGUGCCUGCUUUGCACUUGGAUGCCUGCCUUUUCUUCUCCAAGAAUAGUUUAUUUCUAUCUAGUGAGAGAACAUUGAGAACAUUUUUAAAAGACAUCUAAAAAUUAUUUUAGUUAUAUCGUACUUUAUAUUUGUGUGAUGUGUGCUAAUAUAUACCUGUGAUUUGGGGAAAAAUAGAUUUUUUUUCUUUAAAGAAAUAGGUUCCUGACCCAUGAAUCAUAUGUUGAGUGCUACUGGCCUUAGGUGUCUGAAGGUCAAGUUCAUGUUACUGGAUUGAUACAGAAUUAAAUCUUUGUGUUAUUAUCUUAAAUUCUAUUCUGGUCCCUGGCAUUGGCUUCUGAUUGCUUGAUAAAGUGGGAACAGAAGCUGAACUUGUUUCCCAAAGGCCUCUAAAGCUGCUUUUGUUCUCUGGAAUCUGCUUUUCUUCCAGCAGUUGAGUUCCUUCACCCCACAUCCUUGCCCAGCUAUUCACACACCAGAGCAGUGCUGCAAGUCCUAGCAGGGUGGGCACCUCUUUUGUGGAGUUGCAGCUAAUCAUAAGGGUUCAUAUUGAUGACUUAAAUUUUUAGUUUAUGUUCUUUGAGGCACGAAACCUCUCUCCUCUUAAUGGAAAUGAUGUCAGCACACCAACUUCUAAGCUCUGACAAGUAAUAGCACUGCAGAAUGUGGGAAAGAUGCAAAAUCCUGUAGAAAAUCUUAAGGGAGUAAGUCCCUCAAUCUUACUUAAACCACAGCACUUUUCUCUCACGCCACACAGGGGCACCAUUGGCCCUUUCAUCAAGCUCUGUAACGUCACUGUGGGAGCAGAUAAAAUUCUGUCCUUGGUAUUUUCUUGAAAUAUCCAGUUGCUACCCAGAUAUUUUUAUGUAAACAAGUACAUUUUCAUAUAAAUAUAAAAAACAAAAGUAGAAAUGGGGGGAACCACCACCACCACCCCCUUUUUUUUUUUAUCUGGGCAUAAUCUUUCAACCCUUUAAUGGGUCUUGUGGUCCCAGUUGACUGUUUUUUCUUUUCUUUUCAUCUACUCAGUCCUGCUACUCUAGAAGAUACCCGGGUUGGGUCAACUUUUUAUUGGUAUCUAGUUAAUGGAGGUAUUAGACGGGAUGUUAGUGAUCUUAAACAGUAACUUUCAGAUGUCUUCUGUUCCCGGAAGUCUAGAGAGCUCUAAGAAUGAAAUUGUUUUCAUUGUUCUUUUAAUUCUUAUUUUGGUUUAUCUGGCCAGCUGACUAACUUGCAUGAAAUAUGUUGUUUAUAUAUCAAAAGUUGGUACAGUUGGUUCUGUGUUACAUCUAUUAUGUGGGUUAGCUGAGCCUUGUUUCCCAUAAAGGGUGUUUCUGUAUUAAACAUGUAUAUUUCUAACCCUGGAAUCUGUGUGGGUUCAAGGAGAAGUUCCACCUUCCCUUGUUUUUAUGACACUCAGUCAGAUGUAACAGGGGGCCACCCAAAAGAUCUACACAUUAGGAAGAAGAAGGUCCAUUUUGGAAAACUAAGGAACCCGCUGGGAGAAAGGAAGUCUCAGAGGUGCAGCAUUUUUACAGCCAUCUAGGAGGUGCCCCUAUGAGAGGGAUGGGACCACAUCAUUUUUAGGGAAGUUGGUGCUCAGGAGAUUUGGUUUGCUGAAUAAGCACUACUAACCCCAGGAAACCCCAGAAGAGGCUUGUAGUGGGAGUGAAUUGGUUUCUGCCUCCAGGAGCAGGGCAUUGAUAGUCUUGAAUGCUUCUGAGUCCAAAUCUCCUGGUGCCAGUGCCAGCACAGUAGUAGAAAGCCCUGCAUGGGCUCAUGCCACUAGCAACAGGGCCUCACACUCAUACCAGAGGGCUCCCACUCUGCUCCAUAAAGAAAUUCAGAUCCUCUUCUGUGACUCACCAAAUGACUAAAACAGCAGUUUAUUUUUUUAAUUGCUGGUUGGAACAACUAAUACUCCCUUUUAGAACAACUAAUGCUGCCUUUUGGAAGCUGUGCUUUUACUCCAGGGGACUAUGUUGUGACUGAGUGAAGGCCUUGCACCUCUGAAUGCCCUUUGAGGUGUAGCCCAUCUGCCUCUCGCAGCCCAAGCAGGCACAUCGGGGACUCCAGGUGCUCCCCCGGGAAGUGGAGGAUUAUGGGUGCUUGUUAUGAGCUGGGACACAGAGAUGAGGAGAUGUGCACCAGAAAGUGCAGGUGGACUUGGUGGAAUUGGCUUGUCUGUGAUGCCCCCAAGAGGGCAAAGGAUGCUUUUUGACCACCCUGUGGGGGAAGGAGAACCAGAAAAGAACAUAGAUUUUGCAGUUCAUCAGACCUGGGUUUACAUUCCAGUUCUAUUUACAGGGUAAGUCAGUUUCACUAAGCCUUGGCUUCCUCAUACAAAAGAUGCAGAUGUCUUCACAGAGUUGUAGCAGCAGUUAAGCGAGGAGAGUGCAGAAACACCCAAAAGAGUGCGGAAUCAAAGAGGAGGCCUCUCAGCUUGCUCAUCUUGUCUUGAGUUUUCAAUUUCUGGUCAGAAAAUCUUCUGCCAAUAGAUUCAAGUAAAACAGAUAAUGAUCUCAAGUGUAUGCUGGCAGGUGUAGAGUGCCAUUACUGACCAAAAACAAAACCAGGCUUCCAUGUCCUGGAGGGAGAACAGGGAACCAGUAUUGAUUGGUCAUCUUCUACAUGGUUUGCCUCAUUUAGUAACUCUGCAAAGGGGUGUGGUUUCCCUGUAUGAGAGCUGAAAGAAAUGGAAGUUUGGAGAGACCUCAAGUGACUUGGUCUAAGGUUAUUCACAGAACAAAGUCAGAAAUGGGAUUUGAUCUUGAGUCCAGAGAUCCAAGAUGGGGACCUUGUACCAAAUCUCAAAAUUCCUAGCAAGAGCUACCCUUAGGCACAUAUGGACUUGCAGACUCAUUUGACUUAGCUCUGGAGAAAGGAGACUCCAAUUACAUGACACAGGGAAGAGUGUCUCUUAACCAACUUACAGUUAAGCACUUUAAGGUUAGCACUUUCCAGCCUAUGAUCAAUGAGCAAGAUUUAAUAAGUGAAAUUGCUUAUAAUUAGUUCUUAAUUUAUGUUACCAAAUCUUAACAGAAUUUUGUAUUUGGCAGUAAUACAGAUAAUUAAGUAGUGAAACCACAUAAAUGAAUAGUGCAAGCACAUGCUGGAUCAGAAUCAAUGUAAAAUAACCGAUGAUUAGGUAAUGAUUCUUUGACAAUACAUAAUUGUAUAAUAAUGCAAGAUGGGGGUUAUUUUUUUUACAUUUUAGUAGGCAGCUUCAAAUAUUUCACUUACAGAACACACAACAGGUGCUUUUGAUGUUGAUGGAAAAGGUAGCAGUUGUCCCAAAGGCAGCAAGUCGUGGCGCCCAGGUAGGCUGAGGGAACUCCUAUACAUCGGAGGGGACAAAAAGCGCCCUGCCGUCUGGCAGAACCGUUCAGGGAGUGUGGCUCCGAGAGGCCAGAAGCUCGAGCCAGGAAAUUCCCAGCUGGGGGACUUGGUUGGCUUCAGCAGCCCCCCAGGAAAAUGGCAGCUUGUGUUACCACUGUCCAAAAAGAGAAGGCUAUGCAGACAACAGUACUGACUGACCCCUGCUGGGACAGAGGGUCAGGUGGGGUCCUGUGCCCAUAGAUUGGCUAUUCCAGAGGCUUGAUCUUGAUGUUUUUUGCUGGGAAAGGGGAUUCCCAGGCUGGUCUGACGUAGGCUCCUUAAUUGAGAUAUGUUUGUGCCAGGAUUCUUGCCUUCAGGGCCACAUAUGGACCAAACUCUGGCCUGUAUUUCAGUGAACCUUAGAUGAGUGCUAAUAAGGGCUUUUUCAUUCACAAAGAGAAGUAUUUCCUCAUCUUCUGCAGCAGGGGCCAGCCAAGAAGGAAUAGAACUUGUGCUCUGGCUGAAAGGAAGUAGCUUUUAUUUCGUUACUGUUGGUUAUCGCCAUGCAGAGAACUGAUGAGUACCCAGUGAUGUUGGAUCUUCUGAUUUUUUGAGGGAAACCAAAAAUCCAGAUUUAUAAGACAUUUACUUAAUUGUAAAUCCUGACAACUAAUUAAAUGUUUUAUAAAAACUCUGGAGGCUAUCAGUUUAUGACCUCUUCUACCAUCAGGUGGGAGAACUGUCUAAAUAUUUGCCACCUCCAUUUUCCUAACUUCGGCUACUGAAGUCUGGUUGCUGCCUGCCUUCCUCUUUUAGAGUUUCUUACCUCUUAAAGGAGAAUCCCAAAGAUUGUGUCCAUGGGCCUUCUCUGCUCUUUGCUCCCACUUCUGGCUGACCACCUACUCCAGUGACUUCAACUAUUGCUCACCCACCUUUCCUCAUGCCCAAAUCUAGACCUUUCCUGAACUUUGAACAUCAUAUACCUAACCACCUGUAUUGGACAUCCUCCCUGCCAACUGUGGCUGUGUGAAAUUCAACUUAUUUUUUUAUACCUGUUUCUCUCCUAUAUUCUUUUUUUUUUUUUAAGAGUUCAGGAAUUUAUUAUCCAUAAUAUAUAGGGUGAACUAAUAUAGUUAUCUGUGUAUUUUAAUGGACUUUUUUUGUUUCUUUUUUUAUUUUUUAUUAAGGUAUCAUUGAUAUACACUCUUAUGAAGAUUUCACAAGAAAAACAAUGUGGUUAUUACAUUCACCCUUAUUAUCAAGUUCCCCCCCUCAUACCCCAUUGCAGUCACUGUCCAUCCAUGUAGUAAGAUGCCAGAGUCCCUAUUUGUCUUCUCUGAGCUACACUGUCUUCCCCGCGACCCCACACACCAUGUGCACCAGUCAUGACACCCCACAAUCCCCUUCUCCCACCCCUCCCCUUUGGUAACCACUAGUCCCUUCUUGGAGUCUGUAAGUCUGCUGCUAUUUUGUUCCUUCAGUUUUGCUUCAUUGUUAUACUCCACAAAUGAGGGAAAUCAUUUGGUAUUUGUCUUUCUCCGCCUGGCUUAUUUCACUGAGCAUAAUGUCCUCCAGCUCCAUCCAUGUUACAAAUGUUAGGAUUUGUUUCUUUCUUAUGGCUGAAUAGUAUUCCAUUGUGUAUAUGUACCACCUCUUCUUCAUCCAUUCAUCUACUGAUGGACACUUUGGUUGCUUCCAUAUCUUGGCUAUUGUAAAUAGUGCUGCAAUAAACAGGGGUGCAUAUGUCUUUUUGAAUCUGAUAAGUUGUUUUCUUUGGGUAUAUUCCUAGGAGUGGAGUUCCCGGGUCAAAUGGUAUUUCUAUUUUUAGUGUUUUGAGGAACCUCCAUAUUGCUUUCCACACUGGUUGAACUAGCUUACAUUCCCACCAGCAGUGUAGUAGGAUUCCCUUUUCUCCGCAUCCUUGCCAGCAUUUGUUGUUCCUAUUCUUUUCUGUGUUGGCCAUCCUAAAUGGCGUGAGGUGAUAUCUCAUUGUGGUUUUAAUUUGCAUUUCCCUGAUAAUGAGCGAUGUAGAGCAUCUUUUCAGGUGCCUGUUGGCCAUCUCCUAUAUUCUUUAUCACCACCUACCCAGCCGUCCUGAUUAGAAAUCUCUGCUCCUCUCUCUUCUUCACCAUCAGGCACUAAAAUCUUUCACCUGGAAAUAUCUCCCAAAUCCAGCCCAACUCUCCAACCUUAGUGCCACUGUCUUAGUGCUGUUCCUCACCUCUCACCUGGACCAUUUCUAGAGAGCGUCAGAGCUGAGCAGAAGAAAUAUUUUAGAUAGGUUGGGAGAUGGGGGUGGGGGAUGAAGAAACCUGCUUUGGGUGACAAAACAACUUUCAGAAGUACUAAGAUGGAAAGUAGACCCAUAGUAACAGGUUACAUUAGUUGAGAUAGAAGUCUGAGGCCCUUCCUGAUAAGGCACAGGAAAACUACCCCCCUCUUUCACUGCUUCAUUUUAUAAAAGUAAUGAACUUUCAUUAUAAGAAAUUUAGAAAAUGAUGAAUAAAAAUUUAUAAUUCUACUCAAAUGGAGUUAUUUUACAUUUUGUUAAUCUUAGUAUUUUUAUAUGCAUAUAUAUUUUUAAACAGUAAAUGUGGGGUCAUUGUUUAUUGCAGUUUUAUAACCUUUCAUUUAGCAAUAUAUUGUGAUAACCCUUUUCUGAUUAUAAAACUAAUCUGUGUGUCAAAAUGUGUAACAAUAAAAAUUACUAAUAACACACUGCCCAAAGACAACCACUGUUAAUAUUUUGGUUUAUUAACAACUCUGUGUUCUUCAGCAUGCCAUAUUGUGAAUGUUACUUCACUACACUAAUUGUUCAUGUUAGAAAUUUAGGUUUUCUUGUUUUCACUAUUAUAAAUAAUGCUUUAGUGAAUAUCUUUGUAUGAAAAUCUGUGUUUUCUUACUGCUUUAGGAUAAGUUUAUAUACGAAUUACUGAAGCAGAGGAUAUGACUCUUAAUGACUCUUCAUAUAUACAGUUGACCCUUGAACAGUGUGGGGUUAUUGUGCCAGCCCCCUAAUAGGCUGUUAACCAGAAGCCUUACUGGUAAACAUUUGGUUAACACAUAUUCUAUAUAUGUGUUAAACACUGUAUUCUAACAGUAAAUUAGCUGGAAAAAAUAAAAUGUUUUUUUAGACUGUUGGCAAAUCUCAAAUUUUCCAAUUCAGUUACUGAAAAACUAAGUGGACCUGCACAGUUCAAAGCCAUGUUGUUCAAGGGUCACCUCUGUUGCCACAUUGCUCAUUAAAAAGGUUGUGCUAGUUUACAUUUCCAUGAAUGCCAUUUUUAACACACCUUUGAUAGCACUACAAAGCUAAUUUUUAAAAAUCCUUUAUCAAUUGAUAAGAAUAUUCUCAUUGUCUUAAUUUGUUUUUGGUAUUGGCAGUGUCAGACAUUUUCAUGCAUUAUACAUACUUAUGAUACAUAUUUCGUACAUUGUUUUAUAAAAUUUAAAUUGUGUUCUAUGUUCA